UCCAGCAGGCUGAACGCGUCCUCCCCACCAUGCUCUGGAAGGCGCAGGUGGAUUGCGAUCCUCCUGCGGCCGCUGCUGGGAGAGUAUAGCUUCCUAGGACCCGCCUGAGCCUGGGUCAGCCUCCUCCCUCCCCUCUGUAGCCCACACAGGUGCACGUAGUCAACACUUGUUUUCACAGAAAAAUUAAGCAGUGUCUCUUCCGGACACGCGCAGCCUGGUCGUAAAGUUUUGUUUUUGUUGAUCACGCUGCCUUCCGACUCCCCAAGUCCUCGUGACCCUCUUGUGUUCCCUCCCCCUUCAAUCACACAGAAGAGUUAGGAAACGCAGUGGCCUAAGACUCUCCCCUGGCUCCUGGAGAAACGGGACCCCGUCCUGCUCAGCCUGGCCACCUCGCCCUAGCGACAAAACCCAAGUUUUCUGCCUGCAGAGAUGCCAGAAGGGCCGUCUGUGAGGAAGUUUCAUCAUCUUGUCUCCCCCUUUGUGGGCCAGAAGGUGAUCAAGACAGGGGGCAGCAGUAAGAAGCUCUGCCCUGCCACCUUUCAGUCUCUGUGGCUCCAGGACGCUCAGGUGCAUGGAAAAAAAUUAUUCCUUUGGUUUGAUCCAGAUGAGGAAAUGGAGCCACUCAACAGCAGCCCGAAGCCUGUACAAGGAAUGUGGCAGAAAGAGGCUGUGGACCCAGAGCUGGCCGUGGGUCCCAAUGCUCAGGAGCCCUCUGCAGGCCCCACUGGAUCUGGGGAGCCUGUUCCCAGUAGAUCUGAUGGCCCAUGCGAUCUUGGGGGAAAGAAGCCUUUGGUGGGCACCCAGAGGUGGCUGGAAGUCAGGUUUGGCUUGUUUGGCAGUAUCUGGGUGAAUGACUUCUCCAGAGCAAAGAAAGCUAACAGAAGAGGUGACUGGAGAGACCCAGUGCCCAGGCUGGUACUCCAUUUUAGUGGUGGUGGCUUCCUGGCCUUUUAUAAUUGCCGGAUGUCAUGGGGCCCUCCCCCAGUGAUUGAUCCCACCUGUGACAUCUUAUCUGAAAAGUUCCAUCGAGGACAAGCGUUGGAAGCUCUAAGCCAGGCUCAGCCUGUGUGCUACACACUAUUGGACCAGAGAUACUUCUCAGGAUUAGGGAACAUUAUAAAGAAUGAAGCCUUGUACAGAGCAGGGAUCCAUCCUCUCUCUCUCGGUUCCUUCCUGAGUUCUUCUGCUCUGGAGGCCCUCGUGGAUCAUGUGGUGGAAUUCAGUAAAGACUGGCUUCAGGACAAAUUCCAAGGCAAGGAACGGCACACACAGAUCUACCAGAAAGAACAAUGUCCUUCUGGUCACCAGGUCAUGAAGGAGACAUUUGGGCCCCCAGAUGGGCUCCAGAGGCUCACCUGGUGGUGCCCUCAAUGCCAGCCCCAGCUGUCAUCCGAGGGGCCACAGAAUCUACUGUCUUCCUAAAACAUGUGGCCUUUGUCAUGGAACCUGUAGCCUUGGAGAUGCUGUGUGUCCCAAGAGAAGGGUAUGGGCAGAUAGUAUUACAGAUCAGGGUAAGGUCAGGAGGGUCAGUAUUGUUGAUGUUCAUCUCGUUGGAUUAGGCCUCAGCUGCGGCUUUCAUAGCGAUAGACAGAUGCUUUUCUUUUCUAGUUAAUUCUAUAGAAUCCCAUCACGCUGUCAAAAUCCUGACAGUGGGCUGGGAAAACCACCUGGAGCAGCAGCGAGUCUGAAAAGAAAGUGACUUGGGGGCAUGUAGCUUCUGGGGGAGGGAACAGCUGGAGGAGACAGCUGGGGGUCAGGACCAGGGAGGUGGGAGAGGGCGAGGGGGAGAGCCGACUGGGUGAACAGCUAGAGGAUACUAUAUGCCUAGGCUCCAUUGCUAAUGGUGUGCUGUGCUGUGUUUGGGGAACUGGUUGAUUUUGAGUCCCUCUGUUUUCUUUCUUCUUCACCAUGGAGGAAGGGGUCAGGGAUGAGGGCAAAGCUUCAGGAAGGUACUGCUGGUCAGCCUACCUGGUUUCCCCCUUAAGUUGGGCACUUGUUGACUGUUGAUGUUUGAAGAAUUCAUGUGUCUGGGGAUGUAAAGAAACAGCCCUUCAGGUUGUUAGCCACAGCUUUAUGCAACUGAAAAUAAAGUAGCAACUGAAAAUAAAA
This is a messenger RNA of Mastomys coucha (southern multimammate mouse), 2109 nucleotides long. It is a transcript of the gene Neil2, whose product is annotated as nei like DNA glycosylase 2. Gene Ontology annotation, cellular component: nucleus. Gene Ontology annotation, molecular function: DNA-(apurinic or apyrimidinic site) endonuclease activity; DNA N-glycosylase activity; zinc ion binding. Gene Ontology annotation, biological process: base-excision repair. The record is from RefSeq and is a predicted model, not a curated record. Lineage: Eukaryota; Metazoa; Chordata; Mammalia; Rodentia; Muridae. The transcript is spliced from 5 exons. The coding region runs from base 430 to 1422 and encodes 330 amino acids.